Molecule: messenger RNA, 2174 nt
Organism: Ictalurus punctatus (channel catfish)
Lineage: Eukaryota; Metazoa; Chordata; Actinopteri; Siluriformes; Ictaluridae
Gene: slc35h1
Product: solute carrier family 35 member C2
Exons: 10
Coding region: 527-1591 (354 amino acids)
Biological process (GO): UDP-glucose transmembrane transport
Cellular component (GO): cis-Golgi network; Golgi apparatus; endoplasmic reticulum-Golgi intermediate compartment
Molecular function (GO): antiporter activity
Source: RefSeq, a predicted model, not a curated record
CCUUAUGUAUGUGAUAUUUUUAAUUGUUCAGGUUAUUAUUAUUAUUAUUUAAGUAAAAAAAAAAAACAGAACACUGCUGUAAAACACUCAUGAAUUCCCGACAAUCUGUUAAUGAUUAAUAAUUAAUAGUAAGUAAUACGCUAGAGUCAAUGUAUCCCAGAGUGCGCUGCAUGGACACGUCACUGGAGCGUACCUGCUGCACGAGCAACAUGGCUGAAAUCUAAAUGGCUCCUUAUUGGACAUUUAGUGUACUACUAUAGGUCGAGAAGCCGCUCCUUUCUCCUCCCUAUGUAGUGCACCUAAAGAGAGAGCAGCGUGCUGUUUGGUGUUCAGGUUAUGCGUUCGGAUGGUGCGAGUGGAUGCUCCGUAGCUUCAUUAACAGUAGUUAUUUAGACUACGUGGUGGCACAGGAACAGUUAUGGUAACUUAAUAUCUCAACUGCAACCUUAUUUUUUCCGUUGGAAAGGAAACUGCUACAAGUGAGUUAGUCUCCUUACUGCUGCCUGGAUGCGAGCAGAAGCUCGGGAUGGCAUACCUAAUGUCCAUCAUCUGUCGGGCUCUCCGCACUGUAGGCCUGGUCCUUUUCUUCUACGUCUUCUCCAUCGGGAUCACUUUCUACAACAAGUGGCUCAUGAAGGACUUCCACUAUCCUUUGUUCAUGACCCUGUUCCACCUCAUCAUCAUAUUUUGUUUGUCUGCGAUGACACGGUGUGCCAUGCAGUGCUGGACACGGAAACCUAGAGUCACUCUAAGCUGGAAGGACUACAUUUACAAGGUGGCACCAACAGCACUGGCUACUGCUUUGGACAUUGGACUAUCCAAUUGGAGCUUCCUUUUCAUCACUAUCAGUCUAUACACAAUGACCAAGUCUUCUGCUGUGCUCUUCAUUCUCUUUUUCUCCCUGCUCUUCAAAUUGGAAGAACCGAACCCAUUCCUGAUCCUGGUAGUGCUGCUGAUAGCUGUUGGAUUAUUUAUGUUUACACUUAAGUCCACUCAAUUUAACCUGGAGGGCUUUAUCAUGGUCCUGCUGGCCUCCUUUAUCGGCGGGAUCCGCUGGACCCUCACACAGCUCCUCAUACAGAAAGCAGAGCUCGGGCUCCAGAACCCUAUAGACACCAUGUAUCACCUGCAGCCGCUCAUGUUCAUGGGACUGUUUCCUCUUUUCAUGUUCAAUGAGGGGCUGAAUCUGAGUACAACAGAGAAGCUGUUCCGGGUGAAUGAGCUCAAUCCGCUGCUCUACUCUCUCCUGGUUCUGUUUGUGGGAGGUUCUUUGGCCUUUGGGCUCGGUUUCUCCGAGUUCCUGCUUGUCUCCCGUACGUCCAGCCUCACGCUCUCCAUCGCAGGCAUAUUUAAGGAGGUGUGCACUUUGCUGCUUGCAGUAGAAUUUAUGGGAGACAAAAUGAGCACAGUGAACUGGUUGGGGUUUGUUGUUUGUCUGUCGGGUAUCUCGCUACACGUGGGUCUCAAGACAUACUACAACAAAGGUAAUGGAACUACAGUAAGAUCACUGCCAGGCAGAGAAAACCCAGACAUGGAGCUCCCUCUUCUUAUUUCCAGAGAUGAUUGCUCUGAGGCAGAGAAUGAGGGCUAAAAUGAAGUGAGACCGUAACAGUUUCACACACACUUCAAGCAGAAGAAGCAGAAACCCACAUCGAUCAUGGUGAUCAGAGACCUGUUGAGCAUAUGGUAUAUUUCUGCACAUCAGCAGUGUUUGAGGAACAGAGAUGGCUGUUACAGGGGAAACACUGCAGUUUAGUCAUUGAGUCAUUGUGAAUAGGUCCAGCGCUGCAUGGUUCAUUCAUAUGAGCAGUAUGUUCACAAUUUCCAAAUCAUUAAAGGCUUUUAUCUGCACUAUAAAUGGACCAAAAACUAUGCUUCACUAAGCACCUUGACUGAGAUGUGAAAUGAGAGUUCUUUUAAUAAAUCUUAAUGGUGUACACUUUAAUCAGAAUGUUUAGAAAUUUCAGACAUUUGAUUGAAUUAUUUAUUUCUAUCAUGCACCUGUUGCCAGGUUUCUCAGUUGAAACUCAGGACAGUUUCCAUGUGGCCUUAUGAAUUUUUGUUUACACAAGAGUAAUUGAUUUAUGGUUGAUUUUUAGGUGAUGUAAUAAUUUGUUAAUUAUGUACUUUAAUAAUAGUUACGGAGAUUUAUUUUAAAUAAAGGAUUUAGCUCA